This is a messenger RNA of Protopolystoma xenopodis, 348 nucleotides long. NCBI's taxonomy places the organism in Eukaryota, Metazoa, Platyhelminthes, Monogenea, Polystomatidea, Polystomatidae. The record is from the annotation of a GenBank genome assembly.
AUGCAUGCAUUAGGGCCUAGUUUGAGGUGGGGUGGGGAGAGAUAUAGCCUAGUUUCUUCCCGGACCUGCACCCUUCACGAAGCAGAUAUGAUCCUCCUGAGCCCGUCGAAGAGUGUUUACAGCCCUACGUUGUUGCCGUGUUUGACCGUCAAACUGGAGCGUCGUUGGCGGGUUUCGGUCCGGCCCCAUUCGCUUAAGUCAAGUUGGGCCGAAGGGAGGGGCUGUGGUUUCGAGAACUUCAGCUUUGGGAUCCGGUUGUUCCGAGACAAUCGGAUGUUCUUGGCAGACAAAACUGAUCCGAAAGGCAUCAAAGUGGGUUUCACACCACAAUCCCUUGGUUCAAUGUAA